Scatophagus argus is the source of this 1872-nucleotide messenger RNA. It is a transcript of the gene aadat, whose product is annotated as aminoadipate aminotransferase. The transcript is spliced from 14 exons. Gene Ontology annotation, molecular function: pyridoxal phosphate binding; L-kynurenine:2-oxoglutarate transaminase activity. The coding region runs from base 160 to 1437 and encodes 425 amino acids. The record is from RefSeq and is a predicted model, not a curated record. Gene Ontology annotation, biological process: biosynthetic process. NCBI's taxonomy places the organism in Eukaryota, Metazoa, Chordata, Actinopteri, Scatophagidae.
GCUGAACGUCGUCGAACUAACUGUCAGUUACGUGGCGUUAAAUGCAUGGAGUUUAUCCGGUGUAAAUGUACGCUCACCUGUUCGCUGUGGUGUCCGCGUGUGCUGCGUUCAGUCAUUUAACGCUACCGCAGGGCUGCUCUGCUGUACUCACACAGAAUCAUGAAUUACACUCGGUUUCUGACAGCUGUCAGUGCAGCCAGAAAGCCUUCCCCCAUCAGGAUGUUGACCGAGCUGCAGCAGCGGUCACCCGCGUCCCUGAUCUCUCUGGCUGGAGGAGCGCCCAACCCCAGCACCUUCCCCUUCCGGUCGGCCACCAUCGAGGUGAAGAACGGACAGACGGUCACCUUCAACGAGGCGGAGAUGAAGAGGGCUCUGCAGUACUCUGCCUCUAACGGGAUCCCUGAGCUGCUGAUGUGGAUGAAGAACCUGCAGAAGAACCUCCACAACCCGCCGACCGCCAACUACACCCCUGAGAACGGCCAGAUGGACAUGUGUGUGACCACAGGGAGCCAGGAGGGGCUCUGUAAGGUGUUCGAGAUGCUGGUUAGCCCUGGUGACAACGUUCUGCUGGAUGCGCCCACGUAUUCGGGCACCCUGGUGGCGCUCCAGCCGCUCGGUUGCAACCUAAUCAACGUUCCCAGCGACCAGCACGGCAUCAUACCUGCGGCCCUGAAGGAGGUUCUGUCCCGGUGGGACCCCUCAGAGGUCCACAAGCCCGGCAGCACCGCUCCCAAGAUCCUCUACACCAUCCCGACCGGAGGAAACCCUUCUGGCGCCUCCAUGACGACUCAGAGGAAGCAGGAGGUGUAUGAGCUGGCCAGGCAGUACGACAUGCUCAUCAUCGAGGACGACCCCUACUACUUUCUGCAGUUUCAGAAGCCGUGGGCGCCCACGUUUCUCUCCAUGGACGUUGACGGGAGGAUCAUCAGGAUGGACUCCUUCUCUAAGAUCCUGUCUUCAGGGCUCAGGAUUGGCUUUGUGACGGGUCCGAAACCGCUGAUAGACAGGGUGGUGCUGCACAUCCAGGCGUCCACGAUGCACACAAGUACCUUCACACAGCUCAUGGUAGCUCAGUUGCUGCACAGCUGGGGCCAAGACGGGUUCCUCCAGCACAUAGACAGUGUGAUUGACUUUUACGAGAAACAGCGCGAUGCCAUGAUCGGCUCUGCAGAGAAGUGGCUCAAAGAUGUAGCAGAGUGGCACGCCCCGUCGGCAGGGAUGUUCCUGUGGAUCAAACUGAAGGGCAUCGCUGAUACCCAGCAGCUCAUUAUGAAGAAAGCCUUGGAGAAGGAGGUGCUGCUGGUUCCCGGAGGCGUCUUCAUGAUCAACAGCAGUGACCCCUGUCCUUACGUCAGAGCAGCCUUUUCUCUCUCCACACCAGAGCAGAUUGAUGAGGCUUUCAGAAGACUCUCCUUGCUCAUCAAAGAGGCUUUGUGAUGACGCCUUUUUCCCUGGAAGAGGAUUUCUUCUUUUUUUUUCUUUUUUUUAAUUUACUCAUUCUUGAAGACUUUAAUAUUAGAAUAUAUAAUUCUUAAAGUUUUAAAUAUAUUUUAAUAUGGAGUAACCUCUGAUUUAUAUCUAUAGAAUAGUUGAGGCAGAGUUGAAGGCUUUUCCUCCAUCAUUUGGAUGCAUUAAACAUGACUUGCUGCUGUCAGCUACACAGUGCGACGAAUGAGUUUCGAAAGAAGGGAAACCAAGCUGCUGAUCUCAGUCUGUUGCUCUGUCUGUUGCUCUGUCAGGACACUACACGCUGAGGACGUCUUUACCUUUUCACGCACAAAACAGUAAACUUUUUCUGUCACUCUGAAUUUUGUCUUCUGUGACUGAAGGCUCUUGCACAUCAGUUUCACAAUAAACUUGUUCUUAAAACUG